Messenger RNA from Musa acuminata AAA Group (dessert banana), 2230 nucleotides. RefSeq names its product protein EDS1L. NCBI's taxonomy places the organism in Eukaryota, Viridiplantae, Streptophyta, Magnoliopsida, Zingiberales, Musaceae. Gene Ontology annotation, biological process: lipid metabolic process; defense response. Bases 104 to 1963 code for a protein of 619 amino acids. The transcript has 3 exons. The record is from RefSeq and is a predicted model, not a curated record.
CCCUCGUCUUUGGCCACUCCGUGACGGCCUCCAGCUGUAACAGAUCAAGAAGAAGCUGAUUAGGGGAGGAGGAGGAGUAGUGAUAGUAGCGUUCAUCUGAGCCAUGUUGUGUGACGACGGAAAGAUGGCUCUCAUCCCCCUCUGCUGCUCCCUCUCCAUGGCAGCCCACCUUUCCCCUUCAUCCCCUUUCCUCCGCCACGACAACUCUGCCCCUUCCGCGGCCAUCUUCGCCUUCCGUGCCUCCUGGUCCGCCGACGAUUGGCUGCUCGCCGGCGCUGGGUCACCGUUCGGCGAGCGGGAGAUCGAUGCCGCUCUCUUCCCCUGGAUCAAGAGCGUCGGCAAUGACACCACUGCUGCAGUCAACGGGGCCUUCCUCCGUUCCUUCAAGAAAGUGCUCGACACUUCUCGGCUUCAAGCUGAGGUGCAUGCAGCUGUAGCAGACAAGAAGCAAAUCGUGUUCACCGGGCACUCGUCGGGAGGCUCAAUCGCGGUCCUUGCUGCCAUCUGGUUCCUCGAACAACGCCAGAACUUUGAAGGCAGGGGUGGUCAGGUCGAUCCUUUCUGUGUCACGUUUGGGUCUCCUCUUGUGGGAGACGGUGUCUUUGUUCACGCUCUCCAGCGAGAAAACUGGGCUCGCUUCUUCCUACAUUUUGUCAUGGCGGCCGACAUCAUCCCCCGCUGUUUGCUCGCACCUCUGUCAUCUUUCAAGGAUGAACUCGAGGCCAUUCUCGGUUUCUUAUGUCCAAAGCCGCUACUUUUCAGUCCCAACACCGUCAUGAGCUCUCCGGUCACCUUCUACAGGAAAGUGCUUGGGCAUGCUCUUUCCGUAUCGAACCACCAAGCCUGUUUGCUCAUGGGAUGCACAAACCCAUUGCUGGAAGUUCUAACUGGCUUUGUGAAGCUGACUCCUUACAGACCAGUCGGAGCAUAUGUUCUCUGUAGCCGCGAUGGCAGGCUGCUCUGUCUCAGAAACUCGAAUUCCAUCUUGCAUAUGCUGUUCUACUUAUUCCAAGAUGUUCGUGGUGCCGAUGUAGAGGAGGUUGCUCACAGAAGUUUAGAGGCGCACCGUCUUUAUGAAGCAAUGACAAGAGAUCAUUUGAAUGUGCAGAACAUAGUGCCAGUGGAUUCUUCAUAUUCAAUCCCUCUCACCUUCACCAAUGGAUUUGACGACAAGGCGCAACCAGUCAAAACUCUGUUGAAAGAUCUUGAUUUGAGCCUGGAAGCUAGGCUAUGUCUACGAGCAGCAGCAGAGUGGGAGAAGCAGAGACUGAGGAACCAGGCCAAGAUCGACGACAACUACAGCAAGAUAAAAGAAGCCCUCAGCUUUCUCAGCGACUACCGGGCGACAUGCGAGGUGCGAGGACUCGGUUACUACGACACCUUCAAGCUCCAAAAGGACGUGGAAGACUUCAACGCCAACGUGAAGAGACUGGAGCUUGCAGGGCUGUGGGACGAGAUAGUCGAGAUGCUGAGUCGGUACGAGCUCCCUGAUGGCUUCGAGGGAAGGCAAGAGUGGGUGAAGCUGGGCACGCAGUACCGCUGGUUGGUGGAGACGCUGGACAUCGCCAACUACUACCGGCACUCCAAGAACGAGGACACGGGGCCGUACAUGGUGAAGGGCAGACCCAGGCGGUACAGAUACACGCAGAGGUGGCUUGAGCACGCCGAGCGAUCGCCUGCGGGUUCCUGCACGGAGUCAUGUUUCUGGGCGUCGGUAGAGGAGCUCUGCAUCGACACCGGCGAUGGCAAGCCCUUCCUGGAAGUGAGAUCCAGGGUGGUGGAGCUCGAAAGGGAGGUGCUGCGGUGGGUAACCAAGGGGAGCCUGGGAAGAGAUGUGUUUGUUAGCGAGUCUACCUUCGCGAGGUGGUGGGUGACGCUUCCGAGACAGCACAGAGCAGACUCCUGCAUUGCUGGGUUCGUGAAUGGCGAAGACAUGUUGGAGACGAUGGAAGCUUCCAUAUGAUUGCAGGAUUCAGUAACAUCAAAAAAAGCUCAAGUCAAACCUGAAUCAGCACGAACUCCAUAUUGGAUGCGCAGAAAUCUAACAGCUAUUACCAUCACUCAAACCAUUCGACACGACCACAUCUUUAAGUGGUUCGAUUUGAACUUGUAGCUUUCUUUCUUUUCUCCACUGUUCCCCAUUUCUUUUGUAUCUUACAGAAUGUAUCUUGACCCCGAAGAUGUACGACCGAGGACAAAAACAAGUCAUAGAAACAAAAUUACUUGUGUA